Maylandia zebra (zebra mbuna) is the source of this 4887-nucleotide messenger RNA. It is a transcript of the gene cerk, whose product is annotated as ceramide kinase. Gene Ontology annotation, biological process: ceramide metabolic process; phosphorylation. The record is from RefSeq and is a predicted model, not a curated record. Lineage: Eukaryota; Metazoa; Chordata; Actinopteri; Cichliformes; Cichlidae. Gene Ontology annotation, molecular function: ceramide kinase activity.
UGGCACGCGCGGGCGAUAAUAAAGUUGCAAUGAGGAGCAUCCAGCGGCGUAACGAGUGACACCUAGGAUCGGUAAUAUGGAGAAACAAGUCACGUUACUGUCAUCGCAGCUCUUUCAGAAGCACAGGCAGGUAGAAGUAGUUCUCAGUCGCAGUGUUUUGGCGUGGAAACCGGUUGAGAAAAGUAGAAAACCAUGCUCGGGGACUUGUGACUCAGUACACAGCUAUUCUGUUGAGGUGUGUGAAAUAGUUGCUGUCCGCAAGACAGAAGACGAUGACCAAGACGCUGCACAGACUGGGAAACAUCAAAAAAAGACAAAACAGCUGUAUCGCUAUGCAUUCACAGUUUCCUAUGUGCGAAGGACACAACAGCACCAGUGGCGGUGUAGUGAGGUCACCUUUCACUGUGACAACCAGGCACUCUGCGAGGAGUGGGUCCAAGUUACAAAUGAGCAGCUGUCACUACUCACCAAUCGACCAAAGAGCCUUCUGGUAUACAUCAAUCCAUUCGGUGGAAAGCGUCGUGGGAAACGUAUUUACGAGCAGAAGGUGGCCCCAAUGUUUCGCCUUGCCAGCAUUGCGACCACUGUGAUUGUUACAGAGCGUGCCAAUCAUGCUGAAGACCACUUGAAAACAGAGGCCAAUCUAGAUAAAUAUGACGGGGUGGUGUGUGUUGGUGGAGAUGGGAUGUUCAGUGAGGUCCUUCACGGGCUGGUUGCCAGGACGCAAAAUGACCACGGUGUUGACCAGAACCAACCGGAUGCUGAAUUGGUGCCAUGUUCUUUACGGAUAGGAAUCAUUCCUGCAGGGUCUACUGACUGUAUCUGCUUUGCUACAGUGGGAACCAACGAUCCAGUUACUUCUGCUUUACACAUCGUUGUGGGUGAUUCGCAGCCAAUGGAUGUGUGUUCAGUUCAUCACAAUGACGUCUUUCUCAGAUACUCAGUCUCAUUGCUUGGCUACGGCUUCUAUGGAGAUGUGCUUUCAGACAGUGAGAGGAACAGAUGGCUUGGCCCUGCCAGAUACGACCUGGCAGGUGUGAAAACCUUUCUGAGCCACAACUACUACGAGGGCACAGUCUCUUUCCUCCCCGCCGAGGACGACGUGGGGAAUCCGAGGGACAAGCUGCAGUGUCGAUCCGGGUGCAGCAUCUGUCAGCACAACCGCUCAUCAAAAGACACGCACAGCGACGUGUCGGAGGAGAAGGAAAAGCCAGGCAAAGAUGACAGCAGUGACUGGAAUGAGAUCCAUGGAAAGUUUAUUGCCAUUAACGCAGCCAACAUGAGCUGCGCUUGUCCUCGAAGUCCAAAAGGCCUGUCACCCUUCGCCCACCUCGCUGACGGCAAUGCAGACCUGAUCCUGGUGAGGAACUGCUCCCGCCUGGACUUCUUCAAACACCUUCUUCGACACACCAACAAAGACGAUCAGUUUGACCACCCUUUUGUAGAGGUCCACCGGGUGAGGAAGUUUCGCUUCGAGCCAGAGCGCCACAUACUGGUUUCACUGGAAGACCUGAGCGAGCCUGCAACAAAGACUGGCUACAGCACUCCCCUCGGCAGCUGGAGCUGCGAUGGGGAGAUCCUGCCUGAGGUUGCCAUUCAAGUCAGUGUCCAGUGCCAGUUGAUCAGGCUGUUUGCCCGUGGUAUUGAGGAACAGCAGCAGCAGCAGUGUGUGUCGGACGACCCGUGUACCCUCAGUGCCUUGGAGCCAACCACAGACUAGUCAGUGGAUUGAGAGCUGAAGAGGACAUUUAACUGUUCAAAAACAACUUAGUUGAACUUGGCACAGUUUCCUGGAAAAACACAUUCGUCAUAUCAGUUUAAAUCCUAAAUGCUGAUGUCUCCUUGCCUCCUAUCCAUGCAAAAAAAAAAGGGGGGAAUGAAAUUUAACCCUGGAGAAACCAUGGGGUCAAAUUUGACCCCAUGGUUUCCCUAGAAAACCAAUGGGGUCGGCUCUGACCCCAUUGGUUAUUUGAAAAAUGCAAAGCUAAAAAGCACUUCAGCAUCCCAUUAUGAGGAUGGAACAUUUAAAUCCAAGGAAAAGUUUCAUCACAAGUCAACUAGUCAUUUCCCCUUUGACAUUUGGGGCUUUUCAGGUACAAAAUUGCCUCAUAGAGCUUGAAGUAAGCAGAGAUAUAAUGUGCCUACUGCUGCCACAUUGAAACCCAAAAUGUCAGGUUUUGUAUUUGUACUUUUUGGGAAAUUAAGAUGUCUAAGCUCAAAGGAUCUGAAGCAGGGGAGUCCACACAGACACACGCACAAACAGAUGAAACUGGACUUAACUAUCCCAGAAGGUCUUUACCCUGCCAUGAAGGAGAAUAUAAAUGGGAUUUCUCCCUACACAGCAUGGACAGAGAGCCAAGGAGAUGCAGCUCUGUAAGAAGGAUGAAGAAUAAUCCCUGUGAAGUACAUUGAUAAACUGAAAAGAGUAGAGAAAAAAGUAGCAAGGCUAAAAGGAAAAAACAAAUCUCUCCUUUUAGGGGGAAAAGGGGGAAAAAAUCAUUUCAUCUGUGACCCAGGUGGAAGCAGAUAUGAGCCAGGGGCACUAAUGAAAAGGACUGAGUACCCUGCUAAUACACUAACAGGACCCCGGUGACUGCUGGGUGAUAAGGCAAAGUGGUUGCUAAGUGAUUUGGUGUGUCUGAGCACCGCUGCGCUGCACCUGUGGCUCUGAGUUCUGCUCGUCUCUGGCUAAACUACCAACAGUUUAAUCAUCACCUGGGAUUAGCUAAAAUUAUCCAUUGUUAACAUCAUUAGAGAUAAUGUAUUGCUUUGCUUUGAAAUUGCUCUUAUUCAGCUUUUUCCUUUUUUUUUCUCUUUUUUUUCUUUUUGUUUGAGGUCAAGCUGGUCUUGAUAUCACAGGAGAACGGUCGCCAGCAAAUAAGAAGAAGCUUUUAUUUUUACAGUGAUUAUAUAAAACUGUGUGUAUGGUAAUAAUACAUGAGGGUCCAUGUAUAUGUGAUUAAAGUAAAAGUGGGUUUUCUGCAGGUCCUUCGGGAUUCGUGCGUGCGUGUGUGAAGAUGCCAGUGAUGAUGAUAAUUUGGAUUUUAUUACUUAGGGGCUCAUAGCUGCCAUUUUUCAGAUGGUGUCUCACCAUAGUUGAGAUGCUUCAGAUUUGUUGUUACUGAGGUUUUUGCAGACACAUGAUCACUAACAGUGGGAUGUUUGUUUGUCCCCCAUUUUGGAUGUGUGACAUUUAUGGUUACAACAUAGGGUCAAACGAAUAAAGCCUUAGUCACACAGACCAGGAGAUCAGUUAGUGACACCCUGGAAACCACCAGUCACUAGGGAAGAUAUCCCUGACCAGCUGGACAAAACCUCCUUAGCAGUGCUUUGAUAGGUAGAAGAUAUCGUUCACCGGUAAUUUGCAUGGAUUAUGCAAGUUUGCCAACUACUCUCCAAGCGGUAGUAAGGCCGUUAAAAGUAUGAUACGAACCGAAAUUGAAGCUGUUGACCUUGUAAAGAAAAUCUGCACUUAAUUAAAUGUGUUUGCUGUAGCACUGAGGCACUUUUACUAUGAAGGCAAAUAUUUUGUUUCUGGUUUGCUUUGCACUUUUGCGAGUUUUGUCGCUUGGCUAGCAGUGAGUUAAUAUUUAUUUUAAAAAAAAAAGCUGGCAUCAUGAAAAGUACAGGCUUGCAACCAAAGAAAAUCACUGCUAAAAAGCUCUUGGUUGCCCUCUUUGCAACCAGUUACAAACUAUAGCAACUAUACGCUAAACUUUUUACUCAGAGAUUGGUGGCUGUAUCAUGUCCACUAUGGUAGACCACAGAGAAAUAUGUGCAGGAUGUCUUGUGAGAAAUUUUUAUAGAUGACCAAACGCACAAAUGUAACUAAUGCAAUAAUUGGUACCUUUUUUCUGUCAGACAUCUUAAAACACAUGAACAUUUUAGCUUUUAAAAAGCGUUAUUUAACGUUAUUUUUCAUUAAUGAGCAUUAAUUUUGUGUAUGUAAUGUUCAUACAGUAUAAUUUCAGAAAGAUAAUAUAAAACAAAAUUAAAUCCCUUUUUAAUUUUGUGAUGGGAAUCUAAAAAGGUAACAAGCCAUGGAAGUUAAAUCCAAGUUUAACUUUUUAAACCUUUAUUUACAUUUUUCCACCAAUGCUUUUCCUGGUGUUUGGUCCAAUUUCUGUGUGCUUACAAUUGCAUUUUGAUUAACUGUCAUAUCCAGAGUCAAAGGUUAACGCUCGCUAUCUUUUCAGAUUAUCAAUCUGAUGCUAAAUGAAUUAGUUCGCCAUCUUAGCUGCUGUUGUCACGUAGAAACUUAAGCACUCUUUAUGCAAAGAGAGAGUCAAGCGCAAGACUUUGAAACAGAGGAAAAUCUUGUAAAACCAUAAAUGAUGCUACUUUCCAACAGUUAUAAAGUAGUUGAUGUGAGAACAAGCGCCCUUUCAUGUUGGCUCUAUGCAGCUGGCUGCUCAAGUGCUCACAACUAAAAACAAAGAGAUGGUAACAUCACACAUUACUGGUUACUUGUUGGUCAAACUAUUAAAUGUAGUUUAAAAAAAAAGAAGGUUUUUGCAACUUUGUCUGGGAAUUUUAUUGGGAUAAAACCACCACUGUGCACUUACUGGGAUAUGUGCUAUUGUAUGUUAUCACAUUAGGGCUUCUUUCUAUUGCCUUGCUUAGCUGCCUUCUUUUCAUGGGUCCAGUUAGAUGAUGGCUGUUUAAUCAGACUAUUGCACUGUGUGCAUUACUGUCUGCAGGCAAUGAAACUGUUUUUUUAGUGGAACCCACUAGUGUAUGAUAAAGAUGUAAACUAAAUCAAAAUAUAAAGUUAAUUUAAUUUUGACUCUUCAUACUUUAGUACACACUGUACACAAAACAAGCUGUGAUGUAACUAGAUAUGUUUUAUAUAACGAAGAACUGCAAUAAAGUUGUUUUGAAAUCAGA